ACAAGUAAUAACAACGUGCAAUGGAUCAAAUUCAGUUAUGACUCUGACGUUUGAUACUACUUUGUUUUGGAUGGCAACAGCCUUGGGAAUUUCUGGAGCUUUUGUCCCAGUUUUCAUUCAAAUGUUUCUUCAUAUCUUCAUGGGAGAAACAGAUAUAGAAGCUAAUUUACGCCGGCAAAAGUGUGAUUUAGAAGCUGAACUUGGAGGCAUUAGUAUGGUUGAUGAGUUUGCCAAAUAUGCCAAAAUAAAGAGAAAAUUAAAUAAAGUUACAGAUGAACUAUCUCACCAAGCUGAUAUGAGAUCAUCAUGUGCAAUGAAAACAAAUUUGAUUUCCUCUGCAAUUCUUUAUUCAUUAGUGAUCAAUAAAUCUGCUUCUAAGUACAUGAAUAUUAUGCUGCACUGA
Molecule: messenger RNA, 403 nt
Organism: Uloborus diversus
Lineage: Eukaryota; Metazoa; Arthropoda; Arachnida; Araneae; Uloboridae
Product: guided entry of tail-anchored proteins factor 1-like
Exons: 5
Coding region: 38-403 (121 amino acids)
Biological process (GO): tail-anchored membrane protein insertion into ER membrane
Source: RefSeq, a predicted model, not a curated record